AUGACCCUGGAAGGGCAUGACAAAUAUAUUCGGUCGAUAUCCUACUUUCCUGACGGCCGGCGAAUGAUUAGCGGUUCUUGGGACAAGACUGCUUGGCAAUGGGAUCUACAGGCAGGUAAGGAGAUUGAGGAAGCACGCAACGUUUGUGAACGGGGAAUAUGGGUGGUGGUGGUAUCCAAGGAUGGACGUUGGGCUAUCACAGGGGGCGGAGGUCUCGGUCAUGGGGAGCUCAAAGUCAUUGAGGUUGAGACGGGAAUCGUAAAAAAAUUCGAAGGUCACUCACGAGGGAUCAGCUCCAUAGAUAUCUCCGCGGACAGCAAGUUCCUGGCGAGCGGAUCGUGGGAUGGCACAACGCGGAUAUGGAGCUUGGGCACUGGCGAACUCGUGGCUGGUCCGUUCGAGAGCAUUGAUUGGGUGGGCGCGGUUCGUUUUUCAUCAGACUCAAAGAAGCUCGCAGUGAAGUCAGAGGCCGGGAAGUGCCUUGAGGUGUGGGAUGUCCACACAGAGACUUUGGACGUUAGAGUUGGGGAAUUCGGUGAAAUGUCCUUCACCUCUGCGCCGGUGUUUUGGACACACACAAACAAAACCAUCGUAGCUGCAUUCACCUUCACAUCCGAUGACGCGACGACGAUCUAUGAAUUUGAUGCGUUGACACUGAAGAUUGUCGGAACCCCCUUCGAAGCGCAUACCAAAAUUGUUCGUGGUCUAGCAUUUUCAUUUGAUAGUACUCUCCUCGCCAGUGCUGCGGACGAUAACACCAUUAAAGUCUGGGCCUUCGAGUCUCGCCAGCUCCUCGCAUCCUUCAACGCUCGGACUCCCGUGACCCUCACUCUUUCGCCCGACUCCAGCCAACUAGCUUACACGACAGGUCGCAAGAUCCAUAUCUGUAACAUUCCACUCGUUAUCCUGGCCAGCGUCGGACGUGCGCUUGAAGCACGAGACGAUGCCAGUUCAAAUAAAACUCUAAGGCUCAAUCGCCUGCUGAAUUCUCACGCAACCCGUCGUCCUGCAGUCCGCUGUCACCAAGCGACAUUGCCGGUCAUAUCGUUCUCCCACAGGCCGCACAGACCUCCGCCUGAAAUACACCCGGAACAGCCCGUUUUGCUACGUUACCUGCGCAAAAUCCUCCGCUUCUCCUCUGGUGCAAUCACUGUUCCUCCUGUUGGGCAAGAUCAGACUCGUGAUCCACUAGAUGCUAUAACUCACUUUGAUGAUACCGAAGCAAUUUCUCCGCCCAACCACUCUGUGUAUGGUGGCUCACAGUACUCCACACGGCACUCCUGUGCUGACCACCCCCUCAAACGUGACCCAUUUCGCAGGCAGUCGCAGCAAGCACAUCCAAAGGAGGAAAGUUUGCGCCGCUCGAACGGAGCCAUGCAGUUCCUGCAGCAGCACCUUUCCUUCCGUAAGUCAACACCCGUUCACGGGCCACUGGCUGCUGAAGUCGCAGCUGGACGCAAGUUUACUCGACUUGCUGUUGUGAAGGUCCCGGAAUACACCAAAGUCGACGACACCCGACGUCCAUUGAGAGAGCAGUUUGAGGACAUGGCACAAGGCCAUCCAUCGUCCGAGUCCUCGGACACUGAUUCGCUCCCAGAUGUGCAUUGGUGCAGUGCGUUCUUCUGCUACUACUCGUGCUGGUCUCGUGGCAGACUGAGGACGCCUCCGCGAUGGCGCUUGGAGAAGGUAGACCCACCUCACUAG
This is a messenger RNA of Suillus subaureus, 1704 nucleotides long. RefSeq lists its product as uncharacterized. NCBI's taxonomy places the organism in Eukaryota, Fungi, Basidiomycota, Agaricomycetes, Boletales, Suillaceae. The record is from RefSeq and is a predicted model, not a curated record. Bases 1 to 1704 code for a protein of 567 amino acids. Gene Ontology annotation, molecular function: protein binding. The transcript has 6 exons.